Molecule: messenger RNA, 1369 nt
Organism: Amaranthus tricolor (Joseph's coat)
Lineage: Eukaryota; Viridiplantae; Streptophyta; Magnoliopsida; Caryophyllales; Amaranthaceae
Product: ethylene-responsive transcription factor ERF071-like
Exons: 2
Coding region: 155-982 (275 amino acids)
Biological process (GO): ethylene-activated signaling pathway; regulation of DNA-templated transcription
Molecular function (GO): DNA binding; DNA-binding transcription factor activity
Source: RefSeq, a predicted model, not a curated record
GUCACCUGAUUAAUAAUUAGGGGUGAAAUCAACAGGGCUGCACCUAAAAAAAAGGGAAGUAUAAUUUCAUGUGCACAACUCUAUAAAUAUACACUUCCUAUCUCAACCAAUUCGUAACAAUAAACAUUCAAUUUACUGUUUGGAUUUCUUGAAAAUGUGUGGAGGUGCCAUUUUAGGUGACUUAAUUGCUCAGAACAAAGGCACGGCCUUCUCAUGUACAGAUUUUUGGCCUGAUGAAGCAUUCUUCUCAACUUCAAAUAAAUUCACCAAUCAAGACUCUCAGCUUCCUAAACCAUCACUUUCCUCUUCAGGUGAUGUGCAACAACAAAAACGCCCAAAAAGACAGAGGAAGACAGAAUACAGAGGAAUAAGGCAACGACCUUGGGGCAAAUGGGCGGCAGAAAUUCGCGACCCAAGGAAAGGUGUUCGAGUUUGGCUCGGAACAUUCAGCACUCCUGAAGAAGCUGCUCGAGCUUAUGACAAAGAAGCUCGCAAAAUCCGUGGAAAAAAAGCCAAAGUAAACUUCCCAAAUGAAGAUGAUGAUUAUUCUAGUAAUAACACAAAUUUCUAUUCUCAGACCAAUGAUUUUUCAGCUUCCUCAUUUCAAGAACUACCCAUCAACACCCUCGGAUCUCAAGACCUAGAUUUUGGAUAUUUAACUAAUCCGAAUCAAAUUCAAAAGUUAUCUUCAAAUGGGUUGGUGCUAAAUGAUGAGAAUUCAACUGGGUAUAGCUCAGAAUCUGUAUAUAGUGCGCAAAAUUUGAUGGGUAUGUGUACCAAUGCAGUGAUUAAGGUAGAAGAAGAAAAGCAGAGUCAAGUAACGAUGUUGUCUGAAGAACUAAUGGCGUAUGAAAAUUACAUGAAAUUUUACCAGAUACCAUAUGUGGAUGGUCAAUCUAGUACGGUUGAUCCAUUGCUGGCUUCAUGUCAGGAUGAUGAUGUUGCCGUGGAUCUAUGGAGCUUCGAUAGUGUGGAACGGUGAAACUUGAAAGAUGGAUGAUGGAUCUUCAAGUUUUGAGGUUUUUUUUUUUUUUUUUUUUUUUUUUUUUUUUUUUUUUUUUAAUUUCGAAUAAGCCAUUUCUCUUGCCAUGUUGACAUUCACAUAGUAAAUUAGUGAUAAUAUAUAGAAGAUAGAGAUUGAUCGGAAACUAAAAUAGUUUCUAUGAUCAUUCUAGGUUGAGGUUGUUUUUAAUGCUUUUUUAUGAUUGGUUAUAUUUAUUAAAUUGUAAAGGAAAAUUGUGUGUAAUAUGUUUGAUUUAGGUCAAAAUUAGUUUAUUGGAUUGAAUUUUAAGGAUUGUAUUUAUUUGAAUGAACUUUGAAUUUAUUUGCUUUGGACAUUUAUAUGUUGGUGAUUCGGAGAUUAGGUCAU